Pelobates cultripes (western spadefoot toad) is the source of this 17931-nucleotide messenger RNA. The record is from the annotation of a GenBank genome assembly. NCBI's taxonomy places the organism in Eukaryota, Metazoa, Chordata, Amphibia, Anura, Pelobatidae.
CAGAAUGUUCUGGCUUUUAAUUGAAUUGUGUGAUUUACAGGCUCAUCACUAUGUCGCUAAAGGCUGGAAAUGUCAGUGUACAGGCUGGCACUGGUUUCUGGAAUAGUGCAAAACCAGCUCAGUACAGCAAAGAAACUCAGGAAAUGCUGAGAGGUAAGCUUCUCUCAAUAGUGAAAAUGAAUGUAUAAUGCCACAAAUGAAAAAAUGAUAUUAAAUCAAGCAGCUUUUAUAGGGACACUAUAGUCACCAGAACAACUACAUGUUCUGGUUAGUAUAAACAUUAUAUGCAGGCAUUUUCAUGCAAACACUGCCUUUUCAGAGUAAAGGCAGUGUUUACAUUGCCUCUAGGGACACCUCCAAGUGUCCAUUCUUCAGAUGGCUACUAUAGGUGCUUCCUGGCUCAGUUCUGCACAGUGGGCAGCAGUGCCGUUCAGCGUCUCCACGCUCUGCAUGUGGACGCUGAAUUUUCCUCAUAGAGAUGCAUUGAUUCAAUUCAUCUCUAUGAGGAGGUGCUGAUUGGCCAAAACAGGGUUUGGCCAUGCCCCCUUGCCAAUUUUAGCCAAUCCAAUGUUUUCCCUAUGGCCUAGACGUGUCUCUCGAAAGCUCCCUGAGAUACACUAAACAAACCGCUUAUGUUAGCUGUUCUAGCAGUUCUCUACACACAUGCUACAUAUUCUUCACUACUUCAGCUCUCAGACAGUGUAGGGAAUGGUUGCAAAAGUCCUCAGAACCGUUUUGCACGCCUGGCUCCAGUGAGGCCUAGCAGAUGCUGAAGAAGGGAUAGGCGGCUGAUCUCCCAGUACGGCGCCAGCAGUGUCCAGAUAUGUUCUUGACACCCCGCUGCCCCCCCUUUGGACCUGUGGGGGUAAUCCCAGUCCCCACUCUGGUGGCUUCCAAGCCCCAUCAAGAAGACAUGGCUGUGCCGCAGAUGCCAAUGAGACCAGCGGCAACACACCUAAGAUGGCGGGCGCUACGAGUACCCUUAAUCCUGGUGCGGAGCUGCCAUCUAUUGACCAGCACUUGGAGGCCCUAUUCUACGCCUUCUGGAGCAAGCUGCAGUACAAGCGGACCUCAUCUGAAAGUGUGGAAAUUCCUGCAAAGCAUUCCUCUCGCACCCUUUGGUGCACAGUGACUUCUCCCACAAGCCGAACAAUCCUAUGGCCGUGAAGACCGCAUCAGUGCUCCGCAAGGCGAGCAGUUAGCUGGCAAGCCCCGACACAGGCUAUACACAGAACGGGCAUUACAGAGGAGAGGAAUAUGGGAGAACUGGGUGGAACGUAGCAGAAGCCACAAGACCUGAGGCUGUUACCUCCGGCAUUGAUUCAGAUCCACUUCGAGUGGGACAGUAAAUUUCCUAUAAUGGGAAUAGGCUGACUCCCAUGCUGAGCCUCCUGUUCCAUGCUCCAUCUUAGUCAACUGGCUACUGUGGCAACAUGUUCUUCAUUGCUCCUGCUUUAAUUUCAGUUAACUAUUUUUGUUUAAGCUUUUUAUUACCUGCAUUAGCACACUCCAGGUGAAUAAGCUAAAAUUUCAGGCUACCAAUUGUACAAAUAUGUUUGCUUGUGAUACUCUAUUCUCCCUACUACCCAUUGCAUGUUAUACCAUAAAUAUUGCAUGUUAUAGCAUAAAGUUACCCAUGUCUUAUACCAUGCUUUUACAAAAAACAAAAGUGCAGCAUCUCACGAUUACCCAUGUCUUACCUUGUUAUAUUUCAUUAUGCUAUGUCUUACUACUGAAAUAUGUAUUUCACUCUGCACUACAAAAAAAAAUAAUUAAAAAAAAUAAUAAUUAAAAAAAAAAUAAUUACAAAAAAAAUACUCUUCCCCUCAAAAUAUUGCAUCAGAGAUAACAUUUAGGUUGAUCACCAAAUCAGAAUCCAGUGCUCAGCAUAAAGACUCCUAAGCAAUACUGUGAAUAAGAUUUAAAAAAAUAGUUUGGAUUGGGGGUGGGGCUUAAACACUGAGCUGAGCAGACCCAUGUAGACACAGCUCCCGCUCAGCUUGGCUAAUACAGCGGAAAAACGGCACAACACAGCCAGAAAACACUACAAAAGGGCUACCAGUAGACAGAUGAAGUGCACUGAAUCUUUUGGUGCCACACAAGCAACUAUUAUUACCGAUUACCGCGAUAUGCGUCUGAUGCCUAGCAAGGAUAGCGACCUGGAUGCCGGGGGAGGCGGCCAAUCUCAAACCGGAUAGAGAGUCUCCCUCUAUGCCAGGACACACACUGCAGUGUCCAAAUCAGCCUGUGUAAUACGACCCAUACCACCUAUGGACAGGCAGACACCCAAUGCAAUUGUUAUGCUCUAUUGUUUACACCCCACAACCCACAUUGGAUAGUAUUUAACCUGCCUAACUCCCCCACACUCCCAUUACAUACAACCAGGAGAAAUCAUGGUGGAGGUAGCAGGUCCUAAGGUUCUCCUCAGUAUAUUUCCCACCUGAAUACUCAAUGAGUUCUGUGCCUCAACCCAUGUUUUCUCCUUUUGUUUAUGCCUUUGUUUUUCAAUUACUUUACCACGCUUACCUUACAUACCUAAGCCUUGGCAGGGCGGUAUGGGUGCCAGCGGUUUGUUACCCUCUUCUUACCUAGCAAAUGUGUUUAUAUUAGCUUGCAGUUUGUAUAAUUAAUGUGUAAGCUACCUAACACAUAUCAGACUACUCGUGAUCUCAACGUCAGCUCUACUUAUUUAGCACAUCACACUAAAACCUACUAUCCAGCUUAACUAUCCUCUACUUAAUACUAAAAAAUGUGCCUAAUUUUAGAACAUUACAAUCUGUCAUGCAUAUUGUAUUCCUUUAUACCUUGAUACUGCUAUUGUGGCGUACCGAGGCUGUUUGUUCAUUUUGUGCACAACAAAAAUAAAAAAAUAAAAGAAAUAGUUUGGGUUAACCCAAAUGUCCAGAGUCCAAAAUUGUUUCUUUGGAAAUAAAAUUAGCAUUAUGUUAAAUUCUUUACAAGAAAGCAAAACAAGCAUUGAAUUGAUUAACGCUUUAAGGACUAAGGCUCUUGUAAGAUGGGAUUCAUUUGUCAUCAAGGUCUUUUUGUCACUUUUCCAUGCAUUCAUUCUCCCCUUUUUUUAUUUCACCCUUUCUGUUUAAAUACACCCAUACAUAUUAUACAAAAUACUUUAAAGGAGGAAUUAUGAUUUCUUUUGAAACCUAUAUGAUUACUAAUAUUGACUAAUUACUAAUACAACUUUAAUUAUGAAUAGAAUAUUUGAAAAAAUAUAAAAUCACUUUAUAUAUUUAUUUUCAUCAUUGGAAUUUAUAUUGGUUUCUGUAUAAUAGAUACUUAGAAAGGGUACAAAAGAGAAGAAAAGGGGAGGGAUAUGCCAAUACAUUCUGAUAUUAAGGCACAUGGAGGUACAUACCUUUUUCUACACAGGUUCGACUAUCUUGUAUUGACACCAAAAAAUAUAUAUAUAUAUUUUUUAAAUUCUUUAUUUUUAUUGUGCAGGUAGGUACAUAACUUGGACAAGACGCCACAACAGCGUAAAUAUAUAGAUGCAUACAGGUUAUGUAGUGGCAUUAGAGAUCGCACAUUUUUAUUUUUAUUUAUAUAUUACCAAGCUCAACGGAAUGAGUGGGUUUUUACAGUGGGAGUGAAACAGGUUAUUAGGCAUGCUAACGGUGCUGGAAAACAGUGUUCUCCCUGUUUGUUAGGGUAAUCAAGAUCAACACGGUUGCAUUGAGUGCAGGAAAGGUAUACUGCAGACCUCACACUGUUCCCCAGCAUCACAUGCGUACUAUGGAACCCAGUUUUGCAGUUUUGCUUAGAUUCCUCAUGACUACACGAGUUGUUGGCCCAUCUAGUGACUAGAGGUUGCCGAUCAGUUGCAUAUGCACCCUUGGGGGUUUCAGGUCAUAAGGCUAUGUCUUAAAGUAAUUCUGCUUAGGGUGCGAGUUAAUUAAUACAAGUUGUCAUAGGGGAUAAAGAGCCUAGUGCCGACUUGGCGGUUAGCCAGUAGGUAAUUGUGCCAGCUAGGUCGGCUGAAUAACGCGCCCCAGAGCGCUGGCUCGCUGAUUAUGGUGAGCAGCAAAUAGAGGAGACGGGGGUGGGGGUAAAUACAAGGCACGGUGGCUGGCUGUCAGCUUGCGGAGCCAGAUAGAGGUGGCGGGCAUAUGUUUAUACGAACUAGAUGUACAUAAAAUAUUAGUGAACUUAUACGGAAAUAAUACGGCAUCGAACAUUAAAACAAUACUGUGUCAAACAAUGUUAGGUAAAACUGUGCCAUGCUAGGUUGCAGUCCAUGCUAGUUUCAGGUUGGUGAGUCCGGUAUGCCCGUUCUUGUUCCCCUGGGUACAAAUGGAGUGAUGUUUGCGACACACCAAGAAGGGCCGUUGGCCGCUGGGGUCGUCUCCGUUGGCAGGCCCAGAGCCCGAAGGAAAGCUGGUGCUUCCGAUUUGUGCGUGAGGAGGUGCGUUUUGCCUGCUUUCUCUGCCAUCAGUCGGUUUUGCCCCCAUUUAUACGUGAUGGUGUGCUCUCGAAGCUGCUGGGUAAUCGGACUGAGAGACCGUCUCCAUGUCAAAGUGUGCCUGGAAAUGUCUCUAUAAAAAGUUAGGUGUGCCCCUUCAAAGGGAACCGUGGGCGAGCUUCUUGAGGCUCCCAUGAGAGCCCCUCGGUCGGAGUCCCGAACAAAUUUGACAAGUACAUCCCCAGUAGCCCCCUGGGGAGCCCUAGGUGCCUUGGGGAGCCGAAAACAUGAGUCCACCCCUAUUUGUUUCACUUGUUUGGGUAGUAGCAGUGUGGCUAUCAGCCUCCGGCAGUAAUGGGGUAACUCAGAGUCAGUGACCGAUUCAGGAACCCCUCGGAUCCUCACGUUCCGCGCUUUCGCCUUAUCUUCCAUAGCAGCUAUUUGUGUAAUCAGGGUGUUGAAUUGCUUUUGCAGUGAUCCCAGGGCUGCAUCUGUGGCAGUCUGGGCUACUCCAACACCUUUAAGGUCUUCUUCCACCAUCUUCACCCUUCCUGUGAGUGUGGAGAUUUCCUCCCUGAUCAGCGCCAUGUCAGCAUGGAACAUUGUUUGUAUUUCCUGUGCUAGGGCCCUUAUGUCGGCCUUCGUGGCUGGGGCUGUGUCACCCAGCUCCAUGUGUGUCGCGGGCUUCGUUGGUACAUUAGGAGGAGGUGAGUGGGUGGCCGUCUGACUCUCGUCGUCUGACGAAGGCGAGGUAUAGGCCCCAACCGGCGCCAUCUUGCUCGAGUCCGACCGCAUGGUCGUGCGCAUGAAAGCUCCGAUAUCUCGGGAGCCCGAGCCGGGAUCAACUUUAUAUUUUUUCGCCUUCUUGCCCAUGAUGUAUGGCACACAGGAGGCUGUUAGUGGCUUGGUAAGUGUGCCGGAUUCACCCGCAUCAAAAAAUAUUAUUUUUAACGUGUGUUUGUUAAACAUAAAAAACGAACAACUCUGAUACCAAUUACCAGAUCCCCACGUGUUCCACCACAGCGUCCCAAAGAUAUAGGUAUAAUUGUAAAUUUUUGUUGCGUAUGUUUCAGUUUGUGUACACAGACACUGGCUUGGUUUCAAAGUGUCUUGGGUUACACUAAUUAGUUUUUUUGUAGAUAUGUCCAUUGGAAAGGUUAUCUGGGCAGGUCAUUAUCUGUGUUCCAUGAGGUUUUUAGACUGUGAGCCAGUGUGGUUGACCUUGACUAAUCCUCUUUUCAUGUUGGUUAUAAUAGUUGUAUUGAAACAGUUCUGUGGUCAUAAAACUGUGGUUCGUGAAGAUCUGUUUAUACUUGGGAGACACUGUACUUUUAACUCAUUCUUUCAACAAGUAUGAAUUACCUCCGCACUUUUUUAUUUUGUCCUGUGACUCGCGAUAAUGUCAUCUGUAUACGAAAAGGUACCAUGUGGCCCUGCCGACAGGUUGUUCAUUAGUUAGAGGGGGAUUAGGGGCUACCAUAACUUGGAGUAAAGAAAGUGGGCAAGGGUGGAGUCUAAGAAGAUUUAUGUGAUCCGUAUGGUGAGUGGUAUAAUACAUUCUAUACAUCCCUUCAUUGGACCACUCAACGUUUUACCUAAGUGGUUUGGUUGGAACUUUUCGGGAGUUCCUAUGUUGGUGUGAACCAUUGUGAGUAUAUAUGCCUAUCUAAUUAGCAUAUUAACUGUGCAACUAGUUCACUAUAGUGCUUAUUAAUUGUCUCUAAUUACUUUGAUUUGAUACUGGAACCAUAGUUAUUUUGCUUGUAAGGCUAUUGUGUUACUUGUUCCUUUGAUUUGUCUCAUACAGUUAUAUAGUACAUUUUUGUGAGAUUUGUGUUGUCAUGUCUUUCACUGAAGCUACCAAUGUUGACCUCCAGUUUUUUGCUGUUAGUGUAUUGGCUGCUAUCAGUGUCCAUAACAUUGUUUUUUUUAAACAUGUUUAGGUAUACCUUCUGGGAGCAUAAAUAGUAUAUAUAAUUUGGGUGAAAGCUGUAGUUUGAUACCACUGGUUUUGUAAAUAAUUUUCUACACAGAUAACCAAAAGAGGUCAUCCUCUGGCUUCUCCACCAUACAUGUAGCAUUGUCCUGGUUGUUACUGACACCUCCAAUAGUUCUCAUUACCAUCUUUUAAUAUAUGUUUAACCCUAGCCUGGACUAAGUACCAGCAAGUCAUGAUUUUCUUUAAAACUCUAUUUUUUAACUCUAUUUGUGUUGCGCACUGUGUGAGACCUUUGUGUAUUUGAAAUGCUUUCUCCCAAAUGUAUUUUUCUAUGAUGUAUCCUAGUUUCUUGUGCCAUGCUUGUAAAAACGUAAACUGUUGUGUUGAUGGUUUUUGCCCAAGUUUAUAACAUGCAGAGAUAAGUUUUGUUGCAGGUUUCUGUUUAAGAUAUAAUUUUCUUUUUAAAGUUGACAGUAGUCUAUUGUCUCCCUCUUGCUGUUCAAGACAGAUAUGUGUGACAUUAUAGACUUAAGCUGAAUGUGUGAAAAGUAGAAGGUGUUUGGUAGAACAUAAUUAGGUUUAAGUUUAUGGAAUCUGCUUUUUUUUAAAGAUAAGUAUAAACCCAUUUUUAUAGAGAAUAGUGGAGUGACUAGAGACCACGGGGUAAAUGUGAAGCAUUUAUCCCUUAGACUGUCCCAGUUUCGGUUUAGUAUCUUAGUUGGUGGUAGGAUGUCCGGCAUUGGGGUCCUAAGGGUUUUUGGAAUCCAAAUUGCAUAUGCUACUCCUUGCUUUAUGGACCUUUGGGUUUUUAUGUAUUCCCACUGAGAUUUAUCAUCUUGUGACUGCGAUACAAGUACUGUUGCCAGCAUUAUGCUUUUCUAAUAAUCUUUAAGAUGGGGUAAGUGUAGUCCCCCCUUCGAUAUGCCAUUUUGCAGCAUAGUUAUAGUUACUCUAGGUUUCUUGUUUUGCCACACAAGGCUACCAACCAUUGUGGGUCACAUUUAUGUCUAAAAGUUAGUUAGGGAUUAUUAUUUGUAGGUUCCUAAACAGAUACUGGAGUUUGGGUAAUACAGCCAUUUUUAUUACCGCAAUGUGAUCUGUCCAUGAUAAACAUUUUUUAUCCCAUUUUUUUUUUUUAAUUCUUUAUUUUUGACGUGCAUAGGUACAUCAAGGACAUUUGCACAUUAUCGGUAGAGCAUUCAGGAUACAUAAUCAUAGUCUGCAUAGACAAACAAGAAAUAAACUGCACUCUUUUUUUUUAACAAGAACGAGUGACAAAUGGAACACAGUAUUAGCAAGUGUAUGGGUUUAUCAUGAGUACUGUGUGCUAAGAGGGUGAAAUUCCCGAAAACAUGUUUGGCCUCAAUGUCAGUAAAGUAGCAGUCAGGAGUAGUAAUGAGAGUGAGGUGUUUUUAUCCCAUUUUUAAGUGUUUGUUAAAUUUCUGUCUAGAUUCUAACAUAAUUCUGUGUAUAAGUUUUUUGUGAAGUGGAUACCAAGGAAUAUAAGGAAAUCUUAUCUCCAAUUAAAUAUAAAUGCCUGAUUCAUUCUAUAUAACAUCGACCCAGGAAUGUUUAGACCCAUUGCUUGUGUUUUUUUCUGCAUUUAAUUUAUAAAACGAUUAAGCACAAUAUUACCUGAUGCAUUGGAGUAAGUUAGGCAAGGAAAUUAAUAAUUAGUUAAUAGUUAAUAAAAAAAUCAACGGCAAAGGAGUUUAAUUUGAACUCCCUUCUCCCUGGCUUUAUACUGUAUAUAUUCAGAUUCGCACUGUUUGUAGAAGUCAGGGGGUCCAACGUUAGGAUCCACAGUAAUGGUGACAGGGGGACAGCCGUGCCAUGUGCCAUUGAACAUUUCAAAAAGGGUCCAAAACAAUUCCCCAUUGCGCUGAGGGAUUAUUGUGCAGUGCAUCUACUAUUAACAUAAAUUGCAUUGGGAAGCCAAAUGUAAGUAAGAGCCCCUCCAGGAACCCCCAAUGGAGGCAGUCAAAUGCUUUCUCUGCAUCUAUGUAAAUCAACACUGCUACUUCCUUGAAGGCAUGUAUUGUAUGAAGUAAACCUUAAACUUUCCUUGUUUUAUCGCUACCUUACCUGCCUUUAACAAAUCCUACCUGGUUGUCUGAAAUAAUUGAUGGAAGGAUGGAGCUAAUUUAAUGUGCAUAUAUUUUUGUUAAUAUAUAUAUUUUUUUUUAUAUAAUCUUUAUUAAACACAUUUUUUUUUUUUUUUUUUAAGAAAACACACAUCAUUACAUACAUAUACACCAGUCUGCAUGGAUUUUUCUCUUCUAUAUAGAGCCAUAUAAUAUAAUAUCAAUGUAUCUUCCCUUACUCACAGACACUAAACAUUACAACAAAUUACAAUUACCAUACAUCUCUACAUAUACAAGACAAUGCAACUAAAGAGAAAAAGACACUUUAAAAAAUUUUCUGAGGUGAGGAUAAAUUUCGUAUGCAUUAUAAAUUAUCCAAAAUAUGAACGAUAUGUUACAAUAGUCUCAUAAGAAAAAAAAAAGAUAUUUUUAACAGACAUAAGGAUUAACGGAUGCUUUAAUCGUCAAUUUCUUUCCCUAAUCAACUCCAGAACUUUUUUACUUAAGUUCUGUUUGCUCAACAUUAAUUCCAUUUUAAUCUGAAACUCAAGUUGAGCCUUUACUCUCUCCCAAGGAAUAUGUAUAUCAUUUUUCCAAUUUCUUGCGCCAACUAUUUUGGCCGCUAAAAAUAGAUGAAAAAGUAUGAUUUUAGAUUCAUAAGGCAUUGCAGGCCAGCUUAGAUGAAGCAAAAUGACCUCUGGAGAAAGCUGCAACUUAAGGUUUAUUUUUGCUAAUAUUUUAUGUCUUGUUUAUAAGGGAUAUCGGGCAGAAUUUUUGGCAUUGAUUUGGUUGUUUUCCUGGUUUGGCAAAUGUAAUCACUUGUGCUGACAGCAUCUCUGGAGGGAGUGAGCCUGAUUUUAGUGCUGAGUUGAGUAUGGCAGACGGACGAGACACUAGUUGUUCGGAGAACAACUUGCAGUAACUAUUUGGGAAGCCGUACAGUCCCAUGGCUUUGUUUGACGGCAAACUCUGUAUUGCCUCAAUAACUUUAUCAGUAGAGAUCGGUUUGGAGACUUGUGCUACCUGAUCUGGAGUUAAGGAUGGAAGCUUAAUGUUAGCCAAAUACAUUAGGUUUGUAUGCUUUCCUGCAUACAAAAGGUUUGUAUGCUUUCCUGUGUUGGUUGUGUCCUUUUUACGUCUAGAUGGAGGUUAUAUAAUUGUUUGUAAUAUUCUGCAAACUGUUGGCUUAUGUCUUGUGGUGUGAUUGCCUUUUCUCCUGUGGGAGUGAAGAUGUGUGCUAUUUGUAAUGAUUGUGCUUGUCUGGCUUUUAAAUUAUAAGAAAAGAAAAAAGUGUGUGGUAUGCAUCCACUUAAUAAAGCCUAACUCGUGAAACGUGUUGUGGAUAUUAGAAUAGUUUUUUAUUAUUAUUUUGUUUCUUAAAGGAUCACUAUAGGGUUAGGAACACAAACAUGUAUUCCUGACCCUAUAGUGUUAACACCACCAUCUAAACCCCCUUGGCCCCUCAUGCCUCCAUAAAUAUAGUAAAAAUCUUACUGUAUUCAAGCCAGAAGCUGUAAAUCUGCAUGCUGUUAGACUCAGAAAAACAAGCAGUCUGCUGACAUGUGGUAGCCUGAUCCAAUCACAAUGCUUCCUCAUAGGAUUGGUUGAGACUUACAAGGAGGCAGAUCAGGGGCAGAGCCAGCAUGAUUCAACACAGCCCUGGCCAAUCAGCAUCUCCUCAUAGAAAUGAAUUGAAUCAAUGAAUCUCUAUGAGGAAAGUUCAGUGUCUGCAUGCAGAGGGAGGAGAUACUGAAUCACAGGAUGCUCUGCAUAGUGCUGUCCUGUGCUCUGCUGACAGCAGUUCUGAGUGGAUGGAGGCAACUCGGAAGUCCCUCUGGUGGCAGUCUGAGUGACUGCAACUGGAGAUGUUCCUAGCUUUUAAUGUAAACAAUGUAUUCUCACCUGAACAACCUCAUUAAGCUGAAGUUGUUCAGGUGACUAUAGUGUCCCUUUAAUUAAUAAAGUAUUGUUGGCCACUUUUAUUUGUGUAGCCAUAUGUAUUUUUACAUUUUAAAUUUUUACCUGGCGUCCUGAUAAUUGAGCUGCCUUAGGUUAAAAGGGGAUUUGGGAGGGCUUAGAUUUAUAGGUGCAACUGUCUGUUUCAAAAGAAUUGUGUCAUAAUAAUGGGAUUUCUUUUGCAAUUUGGCAGAUUUUAAAUGUCCAGUUCACUCAGGAUAUAUUUGGAGAUUUGGCAGCUAAAUAUUAGUUGAAAUAGUAGAAUUUGCCUUGGGAGAAUAGGUUAAAUUUGGUUGAAACUGACACAUUUUGACAACCACUUGGUAUUUGAAUGCAGUCAGAGAAUAGAUCUGAGUGUGUUUCAUUAUAUAUAGUUAAAUAGAGGUGAUAAAUUCAGUGUGACUUGCCUAUGUGUGGCACAAAGGAAUUUAUACAUUACACUUGUAUUCAAAGGAAUUAUAAGGAAUUUGCAAAUUUUAAGCCACAGUUGUCAAGAUGGAGGAAAUAACUGGAUUUGAGAAUUAUUCCAAUUUGACUGCUUUGGUCUUAAACAUACAAUUCCCUGUUUAGCACAUCACUCCUAAAGUGAGUUUUGUUAUUUUAAUAAUUAGAACAUCGGAGGGGUGACUUUCUAUGCACUUAUUUGUUCUAUUGUUCAUUAAUAUUGAACACAUUGUUCAUUCUUCUAUGACUAAUAAAGUGUGCUUGUAUUUGUAAAUAUCCCCCAUAAAACCUCACAGUGAAUGUGUUCUUUGUUGUUUUUUUUUAGUUAUGAUGCAGGAAUCCAAGCUCACAAACUUCCAACAGCGUCAGAUACGGGAACGAAUACAGCGUACGUCAUUCACUUACUUUCUUAUGAGGUGUUGCCUUGGAGUCCUGAUUUGAAGAUUUUUCCAUCACCCAUUUCCUGUUUGAACGUGUUAUGUAGCAAUACAUAUAUCGCACUGUCCUAAAUCCCAAGGAGUUAGUUCUAUAAUUAUACUUCAGUGUAGAUCUGAUGUUUCACCUUCUGAAAGGACACUCCACACUAGAUUCUAACUCCCAUGAUCUUCAUACAUUAUAAAUAGUCCUGAAAAAGCAUGUUUGCUUGAAUUAAAUGCAAGAAUGCAAGGAAGCUCUUUUUGUAAGUUCAGUUUCUCCAUUCUGAUUAAUGCAUGUUCACAGUACUUGUGCAGUGUGUAUGGAUAUAUAUGUAUUAUAUAUACCGGUAAUUACUUUUUAUUGAAAUAUAUGGAAGCAAUUGAAAGGUGUAUUGCCCUUGUUCAGACAUUACAAUACAAGCAUGGCACAUACAAAGCACCCUUGGUGCAUUUUGGGGAUUCUGUUGGCAUGUACUAUAAUGGCCCUACAACUCUAUGCUUACUAUAAUUUUUUCACAAAAGAAAAAUGUCAGAAAAUAAUUGGUGAUAUAAGGGUAGAAGAUUAAACAUUCUGUAUGCACUGUCUUUGCUUAUCUACUACUAUGGACAGAAAAAAAGCUCUAUAAUACGAAACAUGCUCACCUUUCCAUUAUUGCUACACAUAAUUUAAAAAAAUAAAAAUAUUAUUCAGCAGCAAUUUUAUUCACCAGGUGGAGACACACUACCAACCCAAUGUCAUCCUAGCUCUAGCAAUACGGGACCGAGUAAAAAAAUCGUCACAGCUCAGCGGGUAAAUGCAUCUAUCCAACGCAACAGACCCAGUUUGAGACCUGCAGAGAUGUGCCGUGCUGGGGAUGCUUACAGCAGAGACAAGUUCCACCCUCGCCCUACAAGUGAGAAGUCUAAACUAUACUUUAUGACUGGAGCUUGGCUGUCUACCUAAUCUUAAAGGGACACUAUAGUCACCAAAACAACUUUAGCUUAGAGAAGCAGAUAUGGUGUAUAGAUCAUGCGCCUGCAGUCUCUGCCAUUUAGGAGUUAAAUCACUUUGCUUAUGCAGCCCUAGCCACACCUUCCCUGCAUGUGACUUACACAGCUUUCCUAAACACUUCCCGUAAAGAGUCCUCUAAUGUUUAUACUUCCUUUACUGCAAAUUCUAUUCAAUUUAGCAUUUCUUAUCGCCUGGUCUGCCAAUAGUUUGCUAGACCCUGCAGGAGCCUCCUGUAUGUAAUUAAAGUUCAAAUUACAGAGCAGGAGAUACAAACUUUUAAAGUAAGUUACAUCUGGUUGAAAAUUAAACCAUUUUGUUUUCAUGCAGGCUGUGUCAGUCACAGCCAGGGGAGGUGUGGCUAGAAACAAAAGUGAUUUAACUCUUAAAUGUCAGUGAAUUGAGCAGUGAAACUUCAGAGGCAUGGUCUAUACACAAAAAAACUGCUGCAUUAAACUAAAGUUGUUUUGGUGACUAUAGUGUUCCUUUAUGUAUUUAUACAUCUGUUUCUUAGAGUAAUUUAACUUUGCAUGUAUAUUUUAAAGGCCAUAGGUAACAAUAUCACCUAUUGAUUUAAAAAAAAAAUGUCAUAUCAAAACUGUGGGCAGUGCAGUACAAUAAACACGGUAAAUUUUAUAAUACAUGGUAUAUGCAUUUAGCUAUUCUGGAUAAUAAGCAGACUCAGUGUGAGUGGUCGUACUGGGUAGACUAGAUAUGUGGACAUCUUCUACUCAUAAUUCCAUAUGAGGCCAAGAGAAUUUUCUUCUCUGUGUUAGUAUGGAACAAGACUAUAAGCUUCAUAUGAACACUAAAUUUAGGGAGAAAAACUACCUUUUAUCAUAAAUUGCUAUUUGUACAUUUAAUAACGGCAAUAUGGUGCUGGUCAAAAAGCCAAUGCAGAAAAGUCUCCAAGUUACUUCUGUGUUCAGCUUGUCUAAUUUGACUUUACAUAUCAGUCUAGCCUGGUAAUUAAUGGAUCGUGGGGAUCCUUUUUCUGUGUUAAUUUUAUCGACUAUCAGUUUUAGUCAAAUUUUAGUCGACUAAAACUAUACUAAAACAAUUCAGAUGAGUAAAAUACAACUAAAACUAAAAAUGGCUUUUUAGGUCAAAAGACUAUGACUAAAACUAAAUUGAAAUUUGAUGCCAAAUUUAACACCGCCCCUGUUUCAUUGUAUUUAUUUAUUUCAGCCCAUAGCCUGUAAUUUUCUUCCAGGGUUACUUUGGAAAUUGUUAUCCUGUUACUCCUGAGCUAGGUGGUCUCAGGUUCGGGAUAACUAGGUGGGAACACUAUUGGAAAAAUUAGACAGAGACACCCUGAGCACAAUAAAAACUACAGUCUGCUAUAGUGGUUAUGGUGACAGGAGUGUCAUGGCUCCCUCCCAGAGUAAGUAGUACAUCCGAUUGAGAACGGUUUGACAACAUACCUAUUGUUGUUCGGGUGCUAGCUGCCUCCUCUCAUGGAGCCAGAAGCUCCUUGUAAGCCUAAACUGUGUCAGUGUACUCCUCCCUGGCUUUCAUAAACUAGCUUAGUGCCAGAGCUUCUAGGAUCAGGGAGGAGGCAACGGACGGACCCCAGAUAAGUUGUCGAAUCAUCACAAAUGUUUUGACUACUUACCUUUGGAGGGCAUCAGGGCACUCCUGGCACCAUAAUUAAUAUAGUGGACUGUAGCCGUAAAUGAUGCAUGGGUCAAAUGUCUAGCGUCAAAUAGUCAGCCAUCACUCCUGACAGCUGUCCCUGGAUCUAUAUGCUGAGUUGAGGCAUUCUGACCACUUUAGUCAAUUUUAGAGUGGUUCUAGUUUGGGAUGGCCUACAUUUUGUGAAUUUUAUUACAUAUUGUCAUACUAUAUAUAUAACCUCUUUAGACUGAUCUGUUUAUUUGUAUUAAUUACAGAUUAGCAGGGUUACUAGCUAAAGUGAGAUUAAAAAUUAUUUCAAUUUUAGGUAACAGUAGCUGAAACGGAAGCACAACUGAUUUAGAGAAUGUUUCCAAUUCAGCUAUUUUGGUCUUAAAUUGUAUUUCACUUUGAAUUCUCACUUUAGUGAAUCAUCCUGUAGAUUAUAUUCUUGCAGGCAUUAUAGUUGCAGUUAGUACACAUAUUUAAUAUCUACUUUCCACAGGAGAUCUAAACAAGGAGAAAUCUAAACUACAACACAUCAUGGCCACUGGGAAGGACCUACCUGAGCCAAAAUGUGCAACCCCACAAAUGGAAGAACCUCUGGAAGAGAAGGACAGAUUUGAUGAAUGUAAGGACUGGGCAGACAUGGAGUAAGGGGCUGGAUUCAGAUAUGUGGCAUUAAAUAACUGUUCUUCUUUCAGUGGUGGCUGAAAUCCAAGAGAGAUGGGAUUUUCUGGGCGAAAUGGAAGCUUUGGGUCGUGGAAAACAAUAUAGCAAUAUGAUCAACACAGAGAUUUCUCAGGUAUAGUCUUUGCCAUUUAAAGAUACUUUUAAUAUUUUUACAUUAUUAAAGGGAUACUCCAGGCACCCAGACCACUUCUGCCAGUUGGAGUGGUCUGGGUGCCAGCUCCCACUACCCUUAACCCUUCAGGGUUAAGUCCUCCUCUAAUGGCUGUCUAUCAGACAGCCACUAGAGGGACUUCAGUGUUCUUAGAACACAAAAAGUGUGUUAUAAGACGCUGGACGUCCUCACACUAUGUGAGGACCUCCAGCAUCGCCGAAAUCCCCAUAGGAAAGCAGUGAAUAAUGCCUUCCUAUGGGGAGGACUAAUGCACGUGCGCGGCCAUUGCUAAUGUUUAAUAUGUUUUCCUGGCACUGGAGAAUCCCUUUAAGCUAGGCAACCAUCCAGAGUUUGGCAUUCAACAUCUGAAUGCAUAUGAAUGUACACCGGAGUUCUACUUGCUUGCAUGCUGAAAAUAUGGUUUAUUUGCUUGUUGGCAGUGAGAGAAGUCAAUGGACAAAUAGUACAAAAAUAAACUUUGCCUGUUGGAGGGUUAAUGAUGUGGAAGUUGACUAGUGACUAGUGACUGCUAGCCAGCCAGCCAGCACAAUAAAAGACAAACAAAAUACCCCCCCGACAAAUAACGUACGCAGUAUGACCCUCUAUAAUUAUUGUGCGAACAAAGACCUCCCUUAACCCCCACCUAACAUGCGACUAACAAAUCUGGUGUUCGAUAAAAAAUGCAAAUCCUAUACCUUAAAAAUAAUUGAUUUUAAACCAGACACCGUAUUGUACCAAAUUAAAUAUGCUUAUUUGGUUGUAAUAACCACAUUUCAAUUGGAUUUUUCCAUUAAUCGACAUAAGAAUUGGGGAGACACUUUUAACUGAAUUUUUGUAGGAAUUUCAUAUAUACACACUAACUGGUUAAAGGACCACUAUAGUGCCAGGAAAACAUACUUGUUUUCCUGGCACUAUAGUGCCCUGAGGGUGCCCCCACCCUCAGGGUCCCCCUCCCGCCCGGCUCUGGAUGGGGGAAAGGGGUUGAAACUUACCUUUUUCCAGCGCUGGGCAGAGAGCUCUCCUCCUCCAACCCUCCUCUUCUCCUCCCCGUCGGCUGAAUGCGCACGCGCGGCAAGAGCUGCGCGCGGAUUCAGCCGGUCACAUAGGAAAGCAUUCAUAAUGCUUUCCUAUGGACGCUGGCGUGCUCUCACUGUGAAAAUCACAGUGAGAAGCACGCAAGCGCCUCUAGUAGCUGUCAAUGAGACAGCCACUAGAGGAUUAGGGGGAAGGCUUAACCCAUUCAUAAACAUAGCAGUUUCUCUGAAACUGCUAUGUUUAUAAAACAAUGGGUUAACCCUAGCUGGACCUGGCACCCAGACCACUUCAUUAAGCUGAAGUGGUCUGGGUGCAUAGAGUGGUCCUUUAAUAUCUAAUGGAUACCAGUCAUGUGACUUCUGCUAUAGCCAGCCACAAAAUAAAGAUGGCUACCAAUAAACAUUUUGUUAACAUUCAACUUUCUUAAUCUUGAUGUUUUAUAUGAUAAUUUUUUUCAUACAGUUUAAAGGUGAAAAUGGGUGAAUAUUCAAUUCAAUUCAGCUAACAUAAAUAAUGAAAUAUUUAGUAUACUAAACUUACAAUUUACUAUUUAGUAGUAAAAUGAUAAGAAGGUUUUCUGCAGAUUGCAAACUCCACCACUAAAAAGAGAUAUAUGAAUCUGAAACCUAUAUUUGUGCGCUUGGAGUAUGAUGUCAGUGAGCAUACAGAUCAUUUUCACUAAACAUUGUAUUGCUGAAAAUAGACAACAUAACUACAAAUCCACAGAAUGCAUUUUUGGCUGUGCAAUUUGGAAGGGCAAAUUAGAUUUAUUAGAGGCAGAUUAAAGAAAUUAGAUUGAUAGAUGUUUUAAUUUACUAUGUCAUUUUUCUUCUACAGAAGCUGCGUGAGUUGGAAGUGAUUGAUAAACAGAGAUGUUCAGAACUAAGGGAUGCAUUACAACAAUCUGUUAACACCAACCCUGAUCCGUCAUAAAUGGUUCCAUAUUCUUAGAAACAAUGGCAUCUAUAAAAGCAAUACUUCACUGCCCAAAAAUGGCUCAUAAAUCAUCAUCCAUGUUGUAGUCUUACUGAUCAGCCAUCUUGUUUUAUGAAUCUUUACUCUACAUUCCAAAAUUAUUCAGUUGGUUAGUAUGCUCGUAGCAAAGUAUAACCAACUCUCACAAUAAGAAAGAUAAAAAAAAUCUAAAUAAUACCACCUAGCACUCAAAAUCCACAGCAUGUUUAAUUGGCCAAAACAAAAAGUAAAAAACGGGUCACACCAAACAACUAAUGCUUUUUGGACCUACAGGUCCUUAAACAUAAGAGUGUCUAAGGAUCUGUAUGUUUGAAACGCGUUUGGUGUUUUAGCAUGACCUUUCCCAGUUUGUUACUUUUUUAAUGCCGAUUAUACCUCCUGUGGUCUUUGAGCGCUUGCAGUGGUAUUAUUUAGAUUUUUAUUACUGGAUUUGUUGUUCCCAGUUGGUGAUCUGUCUUUCAUCUGGGUGGAAACUUGGUGUUCCCAUUACUUUUAUGGUUUUUCAUUUAUGCUCAGAAACUUACGCUACUGGCGUAUUGGAGUUUUGCUGCCCCAGUUCAAAGUUGUUGUUUUUUUUUAAUUUCUCACAAUAAUACACGUUCAUACAACGUCUAACUUCAUGCAUUAAACUACCCUAGGAACCUGGCUGCAUAAGUAAGAUUUUCAUCUCUGUUCUGGUCACAAAUGCCCCCAAACAAUUAGAAUAUUAGAAUAUUGACUGAGUUUUGCAGCACAAAAUGCAAAUACUUCACUAAUGCAACACCACGUUUAUUUGCACAGGACAGCAAAUAUUUCAGGCAGUACCCCUUUAUCAACGCACAAUGCCCUUCACUACGAAAGGACCGCUGUCCGAGACAUUGCUGUCCUGAAAGAUUUUCGGAUAAAUGAAUGGUUGCAUCCAAUUUCGGCAUUUAUUUUUCUCUGUUGUAGCAUGUUGGCCUAAAGAAAGGAAAGGCAACUGUUGGCACCCAUGGCGGCAUUGAUGGUAGUAGCAGUGGAAUUUAUCUUAAGUGACUUUAUUUUUAUAUGUUGUGAUGUGCUUGGCUAAUUUUAAAACAGGUUUAGGCUAAUCAUUGGUUAUAGCACGAACAUGUUGCUGCUGAAGGGGUUGAACUAUUUGUAGAUUAGACCAAAAAAAAUUAGAUAAAAUGAAAGUUAAACAAUUUUGCACACAGACCGUUGAGAUAAGAACUGAUAUCAAAUAAAUACUUGAAACCCA